UCUGCCAGAAAGUAACAACACAGCGAAGAGAAAGGGAUUGUUAUGGUCAAGAUCUACUAAGAUGUAACAUUGUCUGUUGCUUCUUAUGGGAGACUGCCUGACCGUGGGUGGCUGUCCUUUUUGCGCUGCAACUAGCAAGGAAAUAUCAGGUACGAUCAGUGGACUCCAAUCCUUUCCCAUUUACAGGCUUUGCUUUAUUCUCGUUGUUCUGUAAAAAUUGGUAUAUACAAUAUUGACUGACCAAGAGUUCAGGUCAUUUUCUUGUACGUUUAUGUCGGUACUCCAUUUUGUUCAGUCCUGUCGCUCCUUGUUCUUAUUCCAUUUCCCUUUUGUCGAUCAUGAGGACAUCUUUAGGCCGGUUAUCGUCAUUGCCUAAAGGUCUCCUCAAUGUAUUUCAUUUUGUAUGGUGUCGAUACAAUUCUUUAUUAUAUCUAGAUGAUGAGAUAAUUACAUCUUGAAAAGAGAAGCAACCUGGUCCUGGAGUUCUCGGAGCCGAAGAUCCGUCGAUUCAAACUCCAGUCCUCUAAACUCUGGUUCUUGUCUUACUUGCGAUUGCAAGUUUUUUAGCACGUAGUGUCAAUAGUCUCCUUUUUUGUCCCACCGAAUAAAGAUUGAAUCCUUGUCUUCGACUGUUUUUACUCGAGAGGCGGUCGAAACUCUUUUUUCUUGAAACCAGAGGACGAACAGCGGUACCAGGUGAUGAGCUUGAGGAUCAGGGGCGAAGGAGUCUGAGGUGAGGUGUCGGGGGAUGAAUGGUAAACUUAGUAUCAAGUUUGUGUAUAUAGCUUAUUUCCCCAGUUUGUUUACACUCCUACAAUUUAGCUAGAAUGCCAACACAAUCAAGAUAGAGAUGGUUGUUAAAUGUUUUGGAUUUGGAUUGGUUUCAUCACAGAAGCUGACACCUAUCAUAUAAAUGUCUAACGUGGCAACCCAAAAGAGAGUACGUGUUAGGCUUAGACAGGACGAGUAUGGCAACCCCAUCCAACUCACCGACGAGCAUGGCAACCCGGUUGUGUUGACUGAUGAACAUGGCAACCCCGUGAGGCUCUCUGGCGUUGCAACCAAGGUCGGCACGACACUCGGGUCGCUAAUCUUUGGCAGUGGUGGUGAGGAUGGUGGUGACCAUGGCAGUGCUUCUGAUGCUAAAGGUAGUUCAGGUGGUGGCAAUGGCGACGGCGAGCAGGAGCUGAUGCCAGUCGAGGAGCAUGAAGAUGGUGGCUCAGGUACACAUGUUGGCUCGGCCACUUCAGGCUCUAGUCCGUCUGAGGAAGAAGGACAAAGUGGGAAGAAGAAGAAGAAAGGACUGACUCAAAAGAUAAAAGAGAAGCUAACAGGAGGAAAGCACAAAGAGGAGCAGUCUCAACCUUCUUCCCCUCCGACCACCGCUGCAACUACAACCACCUCUCCGAUCACCACGAACAAAAUUCACCAUGGGGAACCCGCUCAUAAUAUUCUCUAAACUUCAUUUUCAAACUCUUAGCUGAGCUUUUGGUUCCUGUACUUCGAAGACUCGUUUUUCUUUUUGUUAGUAUUUUCGAAGACUUUGAUUCGAUUUCAUAGAUAAGUAGAUUAUAUUUUAGUUCGUGGAUUGAAGUAAAUCGAUAUUUUUAUUAUAUCGUAAAAAAGGAAGGAUAGAAUAUAACAAAUGGUAUAUUUUUAAAG
This is a messenger RNA of Cucurbita pepo subsp. pepo (vegetable marrow), 1662 nucleotides long. The record is from RefSeq and is a predicted model, not a curated record. Lineage: Eukaryota; Viridiplantae; Streptophyta; Magnoliopsida; Cucurbitales; Cucurbitaceae.